This is a messenger RNA of Acyrthosiphon pisum (pea aphid), 1320 nucleotides long. Its product is annotated as transmembrane protein 222-like. NCBI's taxonomy places the organism in Eukaryota, Metazoa, Arthropoda, Insecta, Hemiptera, Aphididae. The record is from RefSeq and is marked provisional.
GUUCUUGUUGAAUUUUGUCAGGAUACCUACCAUAAAUCAUAAAUGUUGUCAUGUACCUACUAAUGUUUGUAGAAUUCACUUGAAUUCAUACUAAAUUACAAGGUAAUUUGUUAUAAUAAAAAAUGGACGUUGGUGAACAUUAUACCCGUCGUUAUCCGUACAGUGUGGUUUGGACUCCGAUACCAUUUAUAAGUUGGUUAUUUCCAUUUAUUGGUCAUAUGGGAAUCACUACAUCAACUGGGGUAAUACGAGAUUUUUCUGGAUCAUUUUAUGUUGCUGAAGAUGAUAUGGCCUUUGGAUACCCUACUAAGUACUGGCAGUUGGAUAUAAGAACUAUAAUUGGUGGUUCUAAAGCAUGGGAUAAAGCUGUCAAUGAAGCAUCCAUUGAAUAUUUCAAUAGAAUGCACAACCUACUAUGUGAUAACUGUCAUUCCCAUGUUGGCAUGGCAUUGUCGUUAAUGAAUUACAGUAAAAGCAAAAAUUGGAAUAUGGUUAAAUUAGCUUUGUAUACUUUUAUUUUUGGAAAAUAUGUGAGUUGCAGUGCAUGGCUUAAAACGUGGGGCCCAUUCAUCAUUUUUAUGUUUGUGUGUUUUGGACUUUAUUCAUUUGGAAAAUAUUUCUAAUACAGUUACUCUGCGAGGAAACUUUUUAUAUUUUAUAAACAAUAAAAUUGUAUUAAAAUGAUCUUGUAAGUAAUGUUAUUACAUUUUUUAAUGUAUAUUUUAUAAACUAUAUUUUAUACAGUAUGAUACAAAAUAAUACAUUAAAAUAUAUUUUAUACUUUUUUAAAUGCAAAAUCAAUUAUUUUAAGAAUUUAUCAUUAUUUUAUAUUAUCUUUUUUUUUAUAAAAUGUGUUAUAUAUAUAUUUGUAUUUAAUAUUUAUAAUCACUGAAUACUUUUAAAAAGCUGUCUUAUGUGUUAUCCAAAUUUGUAACAUAACAUAUUAGAUCAAAAUAUGUACUUUGUGUCUUAUUUUUUCAUAAAUUUAUUUUGUAUAUUAGCACUUUACUCAUUUUUAAUUAUAUUGAAAUAAAUACAUAUAAAGGUGUGUUACAUACUUAUAUAACGAAUAUGUCAAAAAAUUACUACUUACAAUUGCCAUUUUUAUACUCAGUAAUGGGAUUACACAAAUAUACCUAUAUAACUUAGGUCUUAGAUUACUGGGUUACUGAUUAUAAAUUUAACUUUCAAUUAAAUGUAUACUCAGUUAUGUAAAUAGCAAAUAUUUAUAUAAAAAAUACAAAUUAUAGUAACAGAAAAAAUUGAUUUUUAGUACCUAUUAAAUGUAUAACAUAAUAAAGACAAUUUUUGUACAUUACC